GGUCAUCACAUUGAAUUAUGAGUUUGGCGCGAGGAUGAGCGGCGCGGCCAGGGCGUCCGGUCCUAGAUUCGCCCCUGCCCGGCGGUUCUGAGGGCGCGGGAGCUGAGGAGCGGUGUCAGCCCGCCGACCCCGGUCGCCUCGGCGCGUGUGGGGAGGGGGUGAUCACGUGGGGAAGCGUUUCCCCCAGGGUGGUGUCCACGGGGGACUCCGCGCAUCCACCCCUCUUUCCCCACGUCAUUAACUUUCAGAUGCCAGACCGAGCCCAGGGGAUGUCCUGGCGGCCAACUGCCCUUUCAGCCCCCGAUCCUGUGCUCUCUCCCCUCCCAAACUGGACCUGACACAUACCAGGGAAAGUCUGUUGUACCAGCAGCCCUUUCUCAUGAGUCCCUUGGCACCCAAUUUCCUUUCUCUGCAUCCUUUUUCUGGGCUCAGCUUGAGGAAGACACCUCUGGCCAAUCAUGCCAAAGAGGAAAGUGACCUUCCAAGGCGUGGGAGAUGAGACUGAUGAGGAUGAAGUCAGUGUCCCCAAGAAGAAGCUGGUAGACUCUGUGGCUGGGGGUCCAGGGAGCCGCUUCAAAGGCAAACACUCUCUGGACAGUGAUGAGGAGGAUGAUGAGGAGGAGGAGGGGUCCAGCAAAUACGACAUCCUGGCCUCAGAGGAUGUGGAAGGUCAGGAAGCGGCCACACUUCCCAGUGAGGGGGGUGUGCGAAUUACACCCUUCAACCUUCAGGAAGAGAUGGAGGAAGGCCACUUUGAUGCUGAUGGCAACUACUUCCUAAACCGGGAUGCUCAGAUCCGAGACAGCUGGCUGGACAACAUCGACUGGGUGAAGAUCAAGGAGCGGCCACCUGAUCAGCGCCAGGCUUCAGAGGAGGAGGACAGCUUGGGCCAGACACCAAUGAGUCCCCAAGCCCUCCUUGAGGGACUUGUGGAGCUGCUGUUGCCGAGAGAGACAGUAGCUGGAGCACUGAGGCGUCUGGGGGCCCGAGGAGGAGGAAGCAAAGAGGGUAGCAAAGGGCCCAGGCGGCCCAAUUCCCCCCAGCGCCUGGACCGGCUGUCUGGGUUGGCUGACCAGAUGGUGGCCCGAGGCAACCUUGGUGUAUACCAGGAGACCAGGGAACGGUUGGCUAUGCGGCUGAAGGGUUUGGGUUGCCGGACCCAGGGACCCCAGGAUCCCACACCAGCACCCUCCCUGGAUAUGUUUGCUGAGGAAGUAUCAGAGGGGGAGCUGGAGACCCCUACCCCUGCCCAGAGAGGAGGAGCAGAGUCACCAGGAGAUGGUCUGGUGGAUGUGAUGUGGGAGUAUAAGUGGGAGAACACGGGGGAUGCUGAGCUGUAUGGGCCCUUCACCAGCGCCCAGAUGCAGACCUGGGUGAGUGAAGGCUACUUCCCAGAUGGUGUUUAUUGCCGGAAGCUGGACCCUCCUGGUGGUCAGUUCUACAACUCCAAACGCAUUGACUUCGACCUCUACACCUGAGCCUGCUGCAUGCCCAAUAUGGCAGCCCCUACUUUCCUGGACUUUGGUUGGGGCCGCCCCAGCUGCCCUCAGGCCACUUUUCAAUCAGUUUUCCUUUUCCCAAUAAAAGCCUGGGUAUGCGUUAGGGCUUUAGCUAUGCUGAUGGCCAGAAGUGAGGGGCCUGUUCCACAGCCCUCAGUCUUUGGCUCCACUGCCAUGAAGUUCCUUCUUGGAGUUUCUCUCGGGUAUCUUGGGCUGCCUUGCCUUGCUUUUCCACCCUCAGUGGAGUAGCCAGGGCCUGUCAGGUAUCUUGUGGCCUCUCUGCUUGGAUGCCGGUGGCUAUGUAAAAAUCCCUCCCUCACACCCUCUUCUGUCUUCUCUGGGUUUUCUUGUUGUGCUGUUCUUAGGAUUUGACUUUUAGGGUCUCAGAUCCUCUGUCCUUGCAGGCCCUGGGGUAUAGCACCUCAGAAAUGGAGAUUUUAUAUCUGGAAGGGCUGGGAUAUCUUUUGGGUACCCUGUUGAGGGUGAGCAGGGAUGGGUGGGCAAAGGUCCUCCAGAGUCCCAUGCAGCCUGAGCCAGUGUCUUCCAGUCUGGUUCCUCCCUGUCCUGAGCAGCAGUUCCCACGGACCUUGGGUGAAGUAGACUCAGUGUUGCCACUUGGACGGCAUCCGAGGCCGUGUUGGCACUGUGCUGUGAACAGCACCAAGGGGAGUGGCUGCACAGGUCAGCCAGGGAAUCAGUGCUGGCCCAGGCCCAUGGACUCCUUGCCCAGUCCUCUCUUGGCAUAAAGCUUUUUCUGUUUGCUCUUUGAAGCUCCCGUGUGUGUCUGGCACGGGCCCAGGGCCUUGGGAGAAUGGACAGCUGGGCUGGUCCGCUUCAGCAUUCUGAGUCGGAUGGAGGGGUCGUGGAAGCAAGCAGGUGUAAGCUGACAGCUGCGCCUAACUCCACCCUCCACCACCUGCCGUCUUACUGUACGAACUAACUUGGAGGGCUCUCUGGCUCUUCAGUCCUGCCUGCCCAGGUCUCCUGGAGAGCUGUGAUUGGCCACUAGCCAGGGCGAUGGGUGUUUCACAAGCUCCUCAGGUGUUCUAGUGUGCAGCUGGCUGAACCCCUGGGCCGGCGCCCGUGGCUGCGGCACAUCUGGGGAGGACGUUUCUGGGUCCCACCAGGAAAGCAGAGCUGAGUGUGUGUGGCUCUGGUGAGUCCAUUCCUCGAAGGGAUCUGAGCACACUGGAGCCAAGCUGGGAACUGGGAAAGGUGAGGGCCAGGCCAGGUGGGCUUUCUUGACACUCUUGUGAGGCCUCCGAUUACUGUUGUAACUAAACCCACUCUGGAGCUGGCCCACACCUGACUUCACCACUCCAAGACGCCAUCAGUGCUAAGUAAGGGGCCUGGCUUACAGAGAAGAACCCUGCCAGUUAGAGUUCUUAAGAUGUCAGGGGUUAAAAGAUGCACUUGAUCUCAGAAAUGCCCAGAGGUGGAAGCAGGCCUCUGUUGGAGUGAAAUGCAGUGUUCACCUGGAGCGCCCCAGGGGCUGUCUCUCCGCAGGCAGCUCCACAAGCACCUCAGAGCUGACCAGCUCCGCCUGCAUCCUGAGUGAGGCCCCAUCCUGAGCCCCAGAGCCUGUGAAAGCUGCCUUCCCGGGCAGAGGAGCCCCUGCAGAUGUGAGAAAGUUCAGGGGGAGGCUGCUGGUUGCUGAGGUGGCCCAGCUUCAUCCCGGCAGUGAGUGGGAUGGAGGGCUUUGUGCCACUGGCCAUGCAGAUGGAGGGCAGCAUGUGCCGGGGUGUGGCUGGCCUGGAGAGGCUGGGAAAGGCAGGAAUGGGGUCCUGCAAAGACAUAAAGCCCCGACGUGACGCCAGCCAGCAAAGCCAUUUUGUAUUCUGGCCUCAAGAAUUGUAAGAUAAUAAAUUUGUGUUGUUUCGAGG
Heterocephalus glaber (naked mole-rat) is the source of this 3382-nucleotide messenger RNA. RefSeq names its product CD2 cytoplasmic tail binding protein 2 (gene Cd2bp2). The record is from RefSeq and is a predicted model, not a curated record. Lineage: Eukaryota; Metazoa; Chordata; Mammalia; Rodentia; Bathyergidae. Gene Ontology annotation, cellular component: U5 snRNP. Gene Ontology annotation, molecular function: protein binding.